Molecule: messenger RNA, 1590 nt
Organism: Penicillium alfredii
Lineage: Eukaryota; Fungi; Ascomycota; Eurotiomycetes; Eurotiales; Aspergillaceae
Product: putative F-box protein (Pof7)
Exons: 2
Coding region: 1-1590 (529 amino acids)
Biological process (GO): SCF-dependent proteasomal ubiquitin-dependent protein catabolic process
Cellular component (GO): SCF ubiquitin ligase complex
Molecular function (GO): protein binding
Source: RefSeq, a predicted model, not a curated record
AUGGAAGACAACGCCGAGUUGGAGUCGUUCCGCCGCCAGUGGCGCGAGGAAGUUGCUCGUCGAUCAAGGCCCAAGGUUGCCCCUCCUUCCGUGACACCGGCCCCGCCCACUCGGUUCCCGCCAACCCGCCAUGAAGCCGCCGACCGCAAGGAGGUUGAGGAGGAGGGUCCACCACCCGCCUCGUUCGACCCCGAGGAGCUGGCCCAACAGGUGGGACAACUCAGCGUGGAACCGGGCGAUGAAGAUGAAUUUACUCGCCGGGACGUGAAAGAACCCAGCUCGGCGCUGGAGCACUUCGAACGGGCCAUUGAAAAAGAAGCCGAGGGCAGUUUGGGGGAUAGUCUACAGCACUAUCGGAAAGCAUACCGGCUGGAUUCAACCGUCGAUAAAACCUACCGGAACAAGCACUACGCCCACGUCUGGAAGAAGCCGGCCCAGCCUCCACCGAGUGUUUCUACCACCGCUGCUCCCGCAACGACUCCGGCUCCUGCAGAAAGCGAAGUUCUCUCGACACCCGACCUCAUCGCUUCAUUUGCAUAUCUGCCAAUCCCGCCAGCAGCCCCGGUGAUUGAGAACACACCGGCACCGCCCUGUCCGAUUGCCAACGUGCCAUCCGAGGUCAUUGUCGAAAUCCUGCAGCAUGUCGCACUGACAGACCCUGCAACCUUUGGGCGUGUGGCACUGGUCUGUAAACGGCUAGCAUACCACUUCGCCCACGAGCAGCAUAUAUGGAAACGGAUCUGCCAAAGAUCGGAGUUUGGGCUCCAGGGAAUACACUACACCUUUGCGUGUGACCUGCAUGGACACCCCAUAUACACGCUCGGCCCAUGCUAUACUCCGUUCCCCUCGGAUGUGCCUUGGGAGAUCCCCAGACCACUAUCAUCCUGGAGCCAGGCGUUCCAGGCGUUUCCCCGAAUUCGGUUUACCGGGAUUUACAUCAGUACAGUCAACUAUACGCGACCGGGUGCGGCGUCUGCCUCCAAUGUGUCAUGGAACAGCCCGAUUCUCAUCGUGACCUACUAUCGAUACCUCCGCUUCUAUCCAGAUGGAUCGGUAGUGUCCCUCCUUUCCACAACAGAGCCAGUGGACAUAGUCCCGCACAUCAGCAAGCAAAACCUGAUGGUUGCGCGUUCCACACAGCGGAACCAUCAGCGCCGGGUUUCAGAUCACGGACAGUCCUUGUCUGGUGCCGCCGACCCCGUACCCCCAGUUGCCAUGGCUGCGCUGAAGCAUGGCCACCGCGGACGCUGGCACUUGACAGCGCCUGUGGAUGCAUCCGAGUCGACUGGAGAUACAAACCCCGCCUCAAGCGAACGGACCAAAGCCUCUACCGACCCUCGCGACCUUAUUGUGGAAACAGAAGGCGUGGGUCCCCAGUACAUAUACACCAUGCACCUGUCUUUGCGGUCUCCCACGGGUUCCCGGUCUGCACAGGUAGGUGCCUCACCGUCGAACCCAUCCAAAAACACCAAGCUGGUGUGGAGGGGGUUCUGGAGCUACAACAAGAUCACGGACGACUGGGGCGAGUUUGGACUUCGCAAUGACCGAGCCUUUGUGUUCCGCCGCGUGCGCGGUUGGGGGCUAGAUUGA